Molecule: messenger RNA, 2845 nt
Organism: Procambarus clarkii (red swamp crayfish)
Lineage: Eukaryota; Metazoa; Arthropoda; Malacostraca; Decapoda; Cambaridae
Gene: Stip1
Product: Stress-induced phosphoprotein 1
Molecular function (GO): Hsp90 protein binding
Source: RefSeq, a predicted model, not a curated record
UCUCUCAGUGUUGUUGUUGUGGUUCUGGAGGCUUCCAUCAGUACACGAGGUGGAGCUCCUGACUGCCUGCCACACUGCUCCUGCUCGCCCACCGCCGCACACCUCCUCUCACCAUCACCACCAUCACCUCAGCCUCCUUCACCCUCCGUCAUGGCCGACAACGCUGCCCAGACAUCUUAAGAUGGCUUCUCUCUAGUUGAUAUGCCUUAUGUACACAACUUUUGUAUCCAUUAGAUGUACACUUCUAUGACUUGGUGUCAUCAUGAAGCAGUGUUAAGUAAUGGGUAUUAUGGCAUUACUGUGGCCGUCUCAGCUUCGUCGUCAGCAAUAAAGUUUACAAUGCAUGGGUAGCAAAGUUAAAGGAGCGUGGGAAUUCCUGCAUGGAAGCAGGAAAUCUGAGUGAAGCAGUUUUGCAUUAUACAGAUGCAAUUAAACUUGACCCCGAGAAUCACGUCCUUUAUAGCAACAGAUCUGCUGCUUAUGCUAAAUUGAAGAAGUACAAAGAAGCACUUGAUGAUGCUGACAAAGUUUUGCUUUACAAACCUGACUGGCCGAAGGGCUAUUCACGAAAGGCAGCUGCACUGGUCUAUUUAAAUAAAUUAACUGAAGCUUUAAGUACUUAUCAAAAAGGUCUUCAGUUAGAUCCAAAUAAUCAGCAGCUUAAAGAUGGACUGGCAGACUGCAGAGAAAAAUUGCUGCUACAAGGUGGAGGCAGGAUGCUGAACCCAUUCUCUGACCCAAGUUGCUUGCAGCGCAUCAAAGACGAUCCUCGUACUAAAGAAUUCAUGAAGGAUCCAGAAUUCGCUAAAACAAUGGCAGAGCUUAUAAUAAAUCCUCAGGUUCUUGGUACAAAGUUAAAUGACAAAAGAAUAUUGACAACAUUAAGUGUACUAAUGGGAAUGGAUGCUAGCGAUGACGACGACGAGCUGGAUCCUACUCCACCUCGCAAGAAAACGCCCACACCUCCACCUAAGCAGGAGAAAAUGGAUGUAGACAAGACUCCUGAACAGUUAAAAGCUCUUAAGGAGAAAGAAGCAGGAAAUGCUGCGUACAAAAAGAAAGAUUUCCAAACUGCUCUGCAGCAUUAUGAGAAAGCUGUUGAGCUUGACCCUUCUGAUAUGACAUUCCUUAACAACAAAGCUGCCGUGUAUUACGAGAUGCAGGAUUACCAGCAGUGUAUUGCCAUCUGUGAGAAGGCUGUUGAAGUUGGGAGAGAAAAUAGAGCAGACUUCAAACUUAUAGCAAAGGCUUUUACUAGGACUGGUAAUGCUUAUAAGGCACUUAAGGAUUAUGGCAAGGCUAAGAAUUUCUAUGAAAAGUCUCUAUCGGAGCAUCGCACACCUGAAACUAAAGAGUUACUGAGUAAGCUUGAAAAGGUGAUAAAAGAACAGGAACGACUGGCUUACAUUGAUCCUGCAAAGUCUGAGGAGGAGAAGGAGAAAGGCAACGAGUUCUUCAGGAAGGGUGACUACCCUUCAGCAAUCAAACAUUACUCUGAAGCCAUCCGCCGCAAUCCCGAAGAUGCCAAAAUAUACAGCAACCGAGCUGCUUGCUACACUAAACUGGCAGAGUUUAACCUGGGGCUUAAGGACUGUGAUGAGUGCAUCAGACUGGAGCCAGACUUUGUUAAAGGUCAUAUUCGCAAGGGCAAAAUCCAUCAAGGUUUAAAACAGUAUGCCAAGGCGCAGGAUGCUUAUCAAAGAGCUCUUGAUAUUGAUUCAAACUGUCAAGAUGCUCUGGACGGUUUCCGUGAAUGUAUGAUGGCAGUUAACAGUGACCCAGAGGAAGUGCGAAAAAGAGCCAUGUCGGACCCAGAAGUGCAGCAAAUCCUUAAGGACCCAGCUAUGCGCAUGAUCCUGGAGCAGAUGCAGACUGACCCCCGAGCUUUACAGGACCAUCUGAAGAAUCCUGAUAUUGCUUCCAAGAUCCAAAAGCUGCUGCAGUCUGGCCUCAUUUCUAUCAGGUAGAGGCAUUAGUGGAGCUGGAGUAGAAGUCUGCCACCGGAGCGCAGCACUGCUGGCAUUCAACCUUGUUCUCUAUCUAGAAGGAAAGUUUGUCAUGCUGUACCUCAGUGAUUUAUGUUACGUUGUUACUGUUAAUGCAAAUAGCAAUUUCCAUUAAUUCUGUGGAUCUUAAUCUCGUGCUUCUUCCUAUUUUUUCAUACAUAUUUUGUGGCAAUAUAAGCUACAGUACUUAUGUUUUUCUGCCUGAAAAUGUUUAUGGAAAUACUGAACCUGAAUGUGAAAUUGACAAGAUGUAAUACUACAGUAUUUGUCUUUUGUAGGGAAAUGUUUAGAUGCUCUUCAGAUGCAUUACAAAAAGAUAUUUGUAACAUUGAUUUUAUUAUAUUCGUAACACAAAAGGGACAUUCUUAUAAAAAUCACUUGUAUUAGUUGUUGGAUUGAGUUUUGUCAAAAUUUAAAAUGAGAUCUAGGCUCACGGUCGGUAAGAGAUCCUGUCGAGGAUCUUUUACUGGAAGGUCAGGAGACCAUUUGGUGUUUAGGUUGGCCUUUUAAGGCAAUGCUCCAAUUUACUUAGUAAAUAUUUUUAACUAAUGAUGUGUCUUGAAUUACACACACACACUAUUUCAGAAAUUCAUUUCAGUUUUAGGAAUAAGGAAGAUAUGUAAAUUGUACAUGUUGGUGGGCCCAGAUUUGUCAUAAAUGGCUAAUAUUUGCAUUAAAGCUAUUAUUAGAAUGUUGGUUACUGUGCUGUUCCAGCUGUGUGCCACACUUCUCACUAUUACCUGUACUCGUGGCAUAAAAAAAAAGAAUGCUUAAUUUUAGUUUUCACAGUUUGAUUUUUAUAAUUCAUUUCCUGGAGAAGAAAAAAUCUAACAAAAGUU